Messenger RNA from Rhodamnia argentea, 969 nucleotides. RefSeq names its product GDP-mannose 4,6 dehydratase 2-like. The coding region runs from base 16 to 969 and encodes 317 amino acids. The record is from RefSeq and is a predicted model, not a curated record. Gene Ontology annotation, biological process: GDP-mannose metabolic process. The transcript has 2 exons. NCBI's taxonomy places the organism in Eukaryota, Viridiplantae, Streptophyta, Magnoliopsida, Myrtales, Myrtaceae. Gene Ontology annotation, molecular function: GDP-mannose 4,6-dehydratase activity.
CCCCACAACGCCCACAUGGCCCGGAUGAAGCUUCACUACGCGGAUCUCACCGACGCCUCGUCUAUCCGCCACUUGAUCGACACGAUCUCCCCCGAUGAGAUCUACAAUCUCGACGACCAGUCCGACGUGGCGCCCUCCUUCGAGAUCCCUGAUUACAUCGUUGAUGUGGUCGCCACGGUUGCCCUCCGCCUCCUCGAGGCCGUGCGUUCUCACGUCUCCGCUACCGGCCGCAGCCACAUCCGUUACUGCCAGGCUGGGUCUUCAGAGAUAUUUGGGCCUCAGGAAUAUGAAUAUUGGCUCUGGAAUCCGCAGACACCGCUGUCUGAGACAUCCCUGUUCAACCCCCGGUCCCCCUACGCGGUGUCCAAGUGCACUGCGCAUCGGUACGCGGUUCACUACCGCGAGGCCCACGGGUUGUUCGUGUGCAACGGUAUCCUGUUCAACCACGAGUCCCCGAGACGGGGCGAAAACUUCUUGAGCCGGAAGAUCACGAGGGCUGUCGGGCGGAUCAAGAUGGGGCUGCAAAGCAAGUUCUUCCUGAAGAAUUUGGAUGGCAUUCAGGAAUGGGGUUUCGCCGGGGACCACAUGGAGGCGAUACAUAUUUUAACAUGGAUGAUGCUGCAGCAAGAAAAACCGGACGACUACGUGAUCGCAACAGAGUGGCACGCGUUGGUGGACUUCUUGGAGGUUGCGUUUAAGUAUGCGGGGCUGAAUCCGUUUGACCUUGUGGAGUUCAAGUAUGUGGGGCUGAAGCCGGCAGAGGUUGACAGCAUGAAGGGAGACACGACGGUGGAGGUCGACAACAAGACCGGAGAUGCAAGUAAGGCCGAGAAAGUGUUGGGUUGGAAGCCCAAGGUUGGGUUUGAGGAGUUGGUGAAGAUGAUGGUGGACAAGGACAUUGAAUUGGCUAAGAGAGAGAAAGAGAAGGUUCUUGAUGAUGCUGCGUACAUUGACGAUGGCGUUGGGUAG